CCCGGGCGAAGCGGGCGCCCUGUGCUGCGGGCCGCGGCAGACAGGGGGCGGUCGCGCCCACUUCCUCCGCCGCUCGGCACCCGCGGGGCGGCGCACCCGGGUGGCAGCACUGCGCCCAGACCUUCCCGGCUGCGGCGAGGCGGCCCUCGGCGCGCUCAGAUUCCACCGCGCGCUCUGCGACCCGGCUGCGGAGCGUUUGGCUGCCCGCAUGGACGCGGCGCUGAAGCGGAGCCGCUCUGAGGAGCCGGCAGAGCUCCCGCCACCCGCCCUGGAGGUGGAGGAGAAAGAGGAGGAGGAAGAGAGGAUGGAGCAGGGCCUGGAGGAGGAGGAAGAGGUGGACCCCCGGAUCCAGGGAGAACUGGAGAGGUUAAAUCAAUCCACGGAUGACAUCAACAGACAGGAGACCGAACUUGAGGACGCACGUCAGAAAUUCCGAUCCGUCCUGGUCGAGGCAACAGUGAAGCUAGACGAACUGGUGAAGAAAAUCGGCAAAGCUGUGGAGGACUCAAAGCCCUACUGGGAGGCCCGCAGGGUGGCAAGGCAGGCUCAGCUGGAAGCUCAGAAAGCCACACAGGACUUCCAGAGGGCCACCGAGGUGCUCCGCGCUGCCAAGGAGACCAUCUCCCUGGCUGAGCAGCGGCUGCUGGAGGAUGACAAACGGCAGUUCGACUCUGCGUGGCAGGAGAUGCUGAAUCAUGCUACUCAGAGGGUCAUGGAGGCCGAGCAGACCAAGACAAGGAGUGAACUAGUACACAAGGAGACAGCAGCCAGGUACAAUGCAGCCAUGGGCCGUAUGCGGCAGCUGGAGAAGAAACUCAAGCGGGCCAUCAACAAAUCCAAGCCUUAUUUUGAGCUCAAGGCAAAGUACUAUGUGCAACUCGAGCAACUGAAGAAGACAGUGGAUGACCUUCAGGCCAAGCUGGCCCUGGCAAAAGGCGAGUAUAAGGCAGCCCUGAAGAGCCUGGAGAGAAUCUCAGAUGAGAUCCACGAGCGCCGGCGUUCCAAUGCCAUGGGGCCUCGGGGCUGUGGCGUGGGGGCUGAGGGCAGCAGCAUAUCAGUGGAGAAGCUGUCUGGGAGCAGACCUGAGCCUGAUGCCAUCUCUGUGGCUUCCGAAGCCUUUGAAGAUGACAACUGCAGCAACUUAGUGUCUGAAGACGACUCCGAAACUCAGUCUGUGUCCAGCUUUAGUUCAGGACCAACAAGUCCAUCUGAUAUGCCUGACCAGUUCCCUGCAGUGGCAAGGCCUGGCAGCUUGGAUCUGCCCAGUCCCGUUUCCCUGUCUGAAUUUGGAAUGAUGUUUCCAAUACUGGGCCCUCGAAGCGAAUGCAGUGGGGCCUCCUCCCCUGAGUGUGAGGUGGAACGAGGAGACAGAGCAGAAGGGGCUGAGAAUAAAACGAGUGACAGAGCCAACAACAACCGUGUUCACAGCAACAGCGGUGGUGGCAAGGGCAGGAGCCAAAGCAGCACAUCCCCUGAAGGCCAGGCCUUGGAAACCCGUAUGAAGCACCUCUCCCUACAGUGCUCAAAAGGAAGAGAUGGGAUUAUCGCUGACAUAAAAAUGGUGCAGAUUGGCUGAC
Alexandromys fortis (reed vole) is the source of this 1577-nucleotide messenger RNA. It is a transcript of the gene Sh3bp5, whose product is annotated as SH3 domain binding protein 5. Gene Ontology annotation, biological process: negative regulation of protein tyrosine kinase activity; intracellular signal transduction. The transcript is spliced from 9 exons. Gene Ontology annotation, cellular component: cytoplasm. Bases 209 to 1576 code for a protein of 455 amino acids. Lineage: Eukaryota; Metazoa; Chordata; Mammalia; Rodentia; Cricetidae. Gene Ontology annotation, molecular function: protein kinase inhibitor activity. The record is from RefSeq and is a predicted model, not a curated record.